AGGAGUGGCGUAGAUAUGACUCAUCUGUUCUCAUCUGUAGUUGAUAUUAAUCUAUUUAUUGUAUUUACAAAGUACGGCUACACGCACCUUUCUGCUGGCGACCUCCUUCGAGACGAACGGAAAAGGCCAGGCUCACAGUAUGGAGAACUCAUUGAGAACUACAUUAAGGAGGGGGAAAUCGUACCAGUUGAAAUAACAAUCAGCUUGUUGAAGAGGGCUAUGGAUCAAACAAUGGCUGCAAAUUCCCAGAAGAACAAGUUCUUGAUUGAUGGGUUUCCCAGAAAUGAAGAUAAUCUUCAAGGCUGGAAUAAGACUAUGGAUGGAAAGGCGGAUGUUUCUUUUGUUCUCUUUUUUGAUUGCGACAAUGAGAUAUGCAUCGGUCGCUGUCUUGAAAGAGGCAAGAGCAGUGGCAGGAGUGACGAUAAUCGGGAGAGUCUGGAAAAGAGAAUUCACACAUAUCUGCAGUCUACUAGGCCUAUAAUAGACUUAUAUGAGAGAAUGGGAAAAGUUAGAAGAGUAGAUGCCUCUAAAUCGGUUGAUGAAGUCUUCGAAAAAGUUGUACAAAUAUUUGACAAAGAAGGCUAAUUUCCAGCUUGGAAGAUCGUUUAAAUUUGUGCUUGAAUCUUGCUUGAAUAGCUGCUACUGCAGUCCACACUUUGUAAUUGUUUUAUGUUGGGGUUUUUUUUUGUGUGUUUUUUUUUUCUUUUCACAUAUCAAAUCACAAUUGGAAAAGCAGUUAAUUAAAAAUAGAUCUUUUUUUAAUAGGAAAUCUUUUCUUGUGGCUAUA
Molecule: messenger RNA, 787 nt
Organism: Meleagris gallopavo (turkey)
Lineage: Eukaryota; Metazoa; Chordata; Aves; Galliformes; Phasianidae
Source: RefSeq, a predicted model, not a curated record